AUGAAAAUAAUCCUUGAAAUUCAAAUAGUCACCCUUUUAACUUAUUGCUUGUUCAUUUCCACCAUACUGAAUGGCGUUUGGGCCGUGGAUUACUCUAAUCAUCCUGGCCAUUUAAAACCUAUCGGUUUCGCUGGUCCUUCAUCCGAUAUCGAAUCUUGUCAUGGGUUUCCAUCGUUAAAAAUUUUUAUUGAAGAGUAUCUCAACAAAAAUAAGCCAUUAUUGAUGAAAGAUGCUGCCAAAUCAUCGCCCGCUUUUAAGUUAUGGUCAGAUGAUUAUUUCUUAGCUGAGCCAGAAUCAGCUAAUGUUAAUAUCAGUGUUGAACAACGGAAAAAAGAAAAUCGUACAAUAAUGCCUGAAGAUAUGUCGUUUAAAGAUUUUCUACUUCGUUAUAAUAAUACUAACGAAUAUAUGGUCGAUAAAGUGCCAGAGCCAUUUCGAAAAGAUGUAUACCUGCCGUCCUGCUUGCAAUGUCAAGUAUUUACUCUGACUGAUGAUGUAAUGUGGUUUAGCAGUGGCGGAACAAAGUCUGUUCUACAUACAGAUGGGUACCAGAAUCUCAACUGUUUAUUUCGUGGUACAAAAGAUUUAGUUAUGAUAAAUAGUAGUUAUCCGAGAGAGGAAUUAAUCGAAGUUUCUAAAGGUGCUUAUUCCAAUGUUGAUGUAGACAGAUUUGAACAAGUUUCCAAAGCUCGCCGAGGUAUCUUACAUACAUGUCCAUAUGGAGCCUGGCGAUUGUUUAUACAUCCCAGUUUUUUGUCUAACUCUAAUUAUAAAACUGUUGCUGCUAAUGGCGUUAUCUAUAGGUAUCAUCAUGUUCGAUCUUAUAAUCGCAAUAUUGCCGUAAAUACUUGGUUUUUACCUGCUGAAAAAUCAUAUGACGCAAGCUUAUGCAAAGAUGUCCAGCAAGUUUCGCAAACUCUAAAUGAAACUAAUUUUACUGGGCUUACAGACCCAGCUGAAGAUGAUGAAUACCUCGAAUUUAGGGAAUAUCUCAAGUGGCUUUUCGAAGAUGCGAAGAAAAAUGAUCUGAAGACACUUGUAAAAAGUCUUUCGAUGAGCCUACCUGAGCAAUCAGAUGAAGAGGAAUUGAAGCAGGCCAAACGAUUUUGUAUCGAGAUAUUUGCAAAAGUAGAUACUGACAAAGAUGGCAUUAUCACAACAGAAGAAAUUAAUAAUAUAUCUGAUGAGAACAACAGCAAGCUAUCGGAAAAGCUAUCAUUAUUUGUACCUCUUUCUAAUAGUGAUGAAUCUGAAGAUGAUGAUUUAUCACAAACAGGAGACGAAAAAGAUGGACAAGCUGAUGACGAAAGUUCAAGUAAUCGCGAUGAAUUAUAA
Trichoplax adhaerens is the source of this 1335-nucleotide messenger RNA. RefSeq lists its product as uncharacterized. The coding region runs from base 1 to 1335 and encodes 444 amino acids. Gene Ontology annotation, molecular function: calcium ion binding; 2-oxoglutarate-dependent dioxygenase activity. The record is from RefSeq and is a predicted model, not a curated record. The transcript has 11 exons. Lineage: Eukaryota; Metazoa; Placozoa; Uniplacotomia; Trichoplacea; Trichoplacidae.